AUGUCAUUAGCAUUUGUUUGCAAAAGGACACUACCCAAGCAACUACUCAUAAGAAGAACAUUUUCUAUAAUGAGCCCAGUCAAAGGAAAGCCAGAUAAUGCUAAAAUAUUGAAGACCACUCCAGUUGCUGAUGCCAGUCAGUGUAAAUGGAUCGGGUUAGAAAAAAUUACUUAUCAAGAUCCCAAUGGAAAUGAAAGGCAAUGGGAUAGUGCCGUCCGUUUAACCAGAGCAGCCGGUGGCAUUGACGGUAUUGGUAUUUUGGCUAUCUUAAAAUACAAGGAUGGUAGACCAAAUGAGAUUCUUUUACAAAAGCAAUUUAGACCUCCUGUAGAAGGUGUGUGUAUUGAAAUGCCAGCAGGACUAAUUGAUGCAAAUGAGGAUGUUAGAACUGCAGCUUUGAGGGAAUUGAAAGAGGAAACAGGUUAUGUUGGUAAAAUUGUCCAUGUGAGCCCUGUGGCAUUUAACGACCCUGGAUUUACCAAUACCAAUUUGGCAUUAGUUACCGUGGAGAUUGAUAUGACUUUGCCUGAAAAUUUGAAUCCACAAACUUCUUUAGAGGAUAAUGAAUUUAUCGAAUGUUUUGCCGUUCCUUUGGAUAAGUUUGAGCAAGAACUGAUAAGUUUAGAAAAACAAGGUUACAAAUUGGAUGCACGUGUACAAAACGUUGCACAAGGUAUAUUACUAGCUAAACAAUACAACAUCAACAAAUAA
Messenger RNA from Naumovozyma castellii, 711 nucleotides. It is a transcript of the gene YSA1, whose product is annotated as ADP-ribose diphosphatase. The transcript has a single exon. The record is from RefSeq and is a predicted model, not a curated record. The coding region runs from base 1 to 711 and encodes 236 amino acids. NCBI's taxonomy places the organism in Eukaryota, Fungi, Ascomycota, Saccharomycetes, Saccharomycetales, Saccharomycetaceae.